UAGCCUGUGGUAACAUCAGAUUAUCAACUUUCUUAUGGGAUAAUUGCCCAGUGCUACUACCGCUGAAUAGCCUGGUGCUCCAAGCAUGGCUGGAUCCUCUUUGUUAAAUCUCAGACCUUUCUGGUUAGGGCUUUCUUUCUGGGCUAACAAGUAUAAGAAAUACAUGGUUAAUUUCAUUGCUGUUUUAUUUUUUGCAAAUGUUUCUUAUGAUGAACACUCAUUAGAAUCCUGUUAUGUAUCACAUGGUUUAAGUACUAAUAACAUUUUUUUUCCACAGGUUAUCCAGAUCAUGAUUGGCACCUUUCAUGUUUUCAUGUGGUAUUUUGUAAUGUUUUUGUAUAUGGGACAAAAUCACGGAGUCUUUGGAACAUAUGAACCUUUAACUUACAAAACAGGAUGUGCUUUAUGGGGAGUUUUUUUUAUCCUUUCAGGAAUCUUUAUAAUAAAAACAGAAAGGCAUGCAAGUCACUGUCUGGUUGCAUGUGCUUUGUCCAUGAACAUCCUCUCCAUAAUUGCUGCAAUAAUUGCACUAAUUCUAACAAUAAUUGAAUUGUCUCAGUUUCAUUCUGUGUCAUAUAGGAAUUAUGGACAAGCGAAACUUGGGAGGGAAGUGUCGCGUGUUUUACUGGUCUCCUACCACUUGGAAAUUUCCAUUGCGUUCGUAUACUCACUCUUCACCUGUACUGAUUUGGUAAGUAUUCACCUACCCUCAGGCAAACCAAGAGAUGUUGGUUUCUAAUACGCACAUUCUAUGAGUAGAUGAAACGCACUGGUGCAAUAUGUUUGGAACUAAUAAAAAUGGAAUGUUAUAAUAUUACCUUUACUUUUUUCUUUAUUGUUUAUAAAAUUACAAAGCUAAUACAUGAAAUAGCAAAUAAAAAAGUAAAAAAAAAUUAUAGAGUAAAAUGUUAUUGUCCUCUUAAUAUUGUCCCUGUUAC
Molecule: messenger RNA, 938 nt
Organism: Loxodonta africana (African savanna elephant)
Lineage: Eukaryota; Metazoa; Chordata; Mammalia; Proboscidea; Elephantidae
Gene: MS4A13
Product: membrane spanning 4-domains A13
Exons: 4
Coding region: 86-739 (217 amino acids)
Cellular component (GO): membrane
Source: RefSeq, a predicted model, not a curated record